UCAGUGGAUUGCUUGUCUUGCUUUAGGGAGGACUCAUAGUGAGCCGUUUGUCUGGAACCAUACAUUGAGUGCCAUGGACAGGGUUACAGUCGUGAACUACUGCUUAGGACUCCUGGGUUUGUUACUACUGCAGGGAGUGCUAAAUGUGGAGGGAAGGAGCAUACUUAACCCCGGAAAUCGUGUAUUUAAUCCCAAAGAGGACAUGGAUACCCAGAGCAAGAUUAUAGCACUCUUACUACACAAAAGCUUAAUUCCAAUUGAAAAGGACGAUCUUCUAGGUCUUGAACUGGCCAACAAAUUAGCUGAAUUGGAGCAGCUGCGGGCGCUGAAGGAGGACUUGGAGCUGGAGAGGGAGAUGACAGCCAAUUUGGCAGAAGGCAAAUCCAUAACUCGGAAGAGGGGUGAACCUUGUUUCUGGAAAUAUUGUGUCUGAGAUGGAUACAAGAGGAGGAGGACCACUGUGAAAUCUUGCUGCAAAGCCCAACAUAGCCUUAAGACUCACAACACCAGUAAUAUAAUCACAAUGUAUUUAUUCCAGCAAUAUAGAGUUGUAUCAUAAACAAUGUCAUCAAUAAACAUUUCAUUACCACUGCACUGAGGUGCUCUCAUGAGAGAUCUAAGGACUGCAGCUGUAAAUCUUCCCUCUGUAAAUAAUCAGCUACUCACUGGAAAUACUUGAGGAUCAGAUGUGACAAAAUGUACUUGUCUGCAAAGACAUUAUUAUUUUAGCAGGGAUUUUAUUUGCCUAUUGCUUGUGUUUAUGUCGCUCUCUUGUGGCUGAAUUGAGCAUACCAUUUUUUGUAACUGCCAACAAACGUCUCAUCUGUCACUGCUUUUAGAAAUGCACUGCCCUUCAUUUUACAGAAUAAAUAAAAUUAUACUAUGAAUCUGUAUAUUUUGGGG
Molecule: messenger RNA, 903 nt
Organism: Lates calcarifer (barramundi perch)
Lineage: Eukaryota; Metazoa; Chordata; Actinopteri; Centropomidae
Gene: uts2d
Product: urotensin 2 domain containing
Exons: 5
Coding region: 74-433 (119 amino acids)
Biological process (GO): blood vessel diameter maintenance; regulation of blood pressure
Cellular component (GO): extracellular region
Molecular function (GO): hormone activity
Source: RefSeq, a predicted model, not a curated record